UUUUCCAACCACCCACUCAGUUUGUAGCAGUACAAACACCCCAUUACACAUUUAUCACUAAACAUUCAAAGAAUUUUCCAAACUUUUACUCUGUUUUAAACACGAUGACGUCCAUGCUGAAUACCCCGAUAGUCUCCAUCUUCGAUUUGAUGGUGGAACGUCACAUCAGGCUGCGCAGGGAACUGAAUGGAAAUCUUCCGCCAGUUCGUCGGCCUAAAGCAGCACGUGGAGCUGCCGACGGAAAGAAACCUUUCAAAUACAAACCAAGUCCGAUGGAGUUUCCCUUGCCAGAAACACUGGAAUUGAUGUCUCCGCCAGCGGCAAAUGCCAUUACUGCCGCGCAUUUGACCCAGAAACACACUUUCCUUAAGAUCCAGCCACCGAGCGAGAAGAACGCAAUUAAGAAGCUGGUGGAGAAGAUGUCCCAUGGACGAGGCAAGACCAAGACCGUGUCGCCAAGGCACUCCCUGUCCAGCAAGAAGACCAGUGCCAAUUCCUCCAAGACGGUCGUCAUUCAGCCUCGCAAAAGGAAAGUAGCCGGGCAGGGAUCAUUCCGUGCUCAGCCAAAGCUCGGCAAGACCAGUUCCACUCAGUUGAAGCGACAACCCCUCUCUCCCAGAAGGGCAGAAUCUACAGCUAAGGAUGCCAGUACGCUGAGCAAGACGAAGACCAAGAAGAGUUCGCCUGAAAAGUCGGGUGCACAGAUGCGAAAUACCAGGUCUGCAGAUCGACUCGGCAAUGCAGAGAUUCCGGUCUCAAAACGAUGGCGUCUUUAGAAGCGAUAGAUAUACCAGUAGAUUUUCAUUCAUUCAAGCUAAUCAAAUUUGCACCAAGUAAUCAACAACUUUAAUCACAGUGAUCCCUCCAUGUGAUGGACCGCACUGAAUCCCACAUGAAGGCGAUCCAAAUUGAAAAUGUACUUAAAUAUGGAUUGUCUAGUUUAUAUACACAUGAAUAAAAAUGUCAUGAAAUG
This is a messenger RNA of Drosophila melanogaster (fruit fly), 973 nucleotides long. RefSeq lists its product as uncharacterized. NCBI's taxonomy places the organism in Eukaryota, Metazoa, Arthropoda, Insecta, Diptera, Drosophilidae. The record is from RefSeq and is marked reviewed. The transcript has a single exon. Bases 105 to 776 code for a protein of 223 amino acids.